AUGCGCCUGCUUUCCACUCGAAAGUUUACCUUCCACGAAUUCCACGAAAAUGCUGUUCCUGAAUACGCCAUUCUAUCCCAUACCUGGGACGGCGACGAGGUCACCCUCCAGAAUAUGCUACAGUCGAAUGCGAGGACAAUCCUGACAAGCAGCAAUCCUCCAAGCAAAUAUUGGAAAAAAAUCCAAGGCGCCUGCCGAAAGGCACGCCAAGAAAGCUAUGCCUACAUCUGGAUCGACAGCUGCUGCAUUGACAAGACCAACAGCGCAGAGCUGCAAGAAGCCAUCAACUCCAUGUUCCGAUGGUACCGCAAGUCGACCGUGUGCUUAGCCCUCCUGUCUGAUGUGGACAAGUCCGACUUCGUGUCCGAUGGAGAGCUGCAGAGGCGCGUUCCAUCAUCCUGCCGAUGGUUCACCCGAGGUUGGACCCUGCAGGAGCUCCUGGCCCCCGAUAAUUUGGUCUUCUUCGAUGUCAAUUGGAAGGAGCUGGGCUCGCGUUCUGGAUGGGCGAACUACAUUUCCAAAGCUACUGGCAUUCUUCCCAAGUUUCUUCUAGGCAACGAGCUGGACCCUUGCAAAACAUGGGAUCUUGAAGCCGUUCUUCGAGACACCAGCGUUGCAACCAAGAUGUCGUGGGCCGCCAGCAGGCAGACAACUAGAGUCGAGGAUCAAGCAUACUGCUUGCUCGGCUUGUUCGAUAUCCAUAUGCCGAUGCUGUACGGCGAGGGAAGAAAGGCGUUCGUUCGGCUACAACAAGAGAUCAUGAAGUCUACCGAUGACUGCACUCUGCUAGCCUGGGGCUACAAUGAGCCGCUUCUGGGAGCCCCAGUCUCAGAGAUCCCCUUCCUUUGUCGCUGUUGUCGAUUUGACCACUAUUCUCACCUUCCAAGCCGUGCUUAUCCUGAUAUACCCACUGGUCCCCGAGGUGGAGUGCUGGUUAAAGGCCGACUUCACAGAGACCUUGGCGGCCAUAAUCAUGGUGGUCGGCCAAGGUCCCUCUUUGCAACCUCUCCCCAAGACUUCAGAUUCGCCGGAGACCUUAAGCUUUGCGGUAUACCGGAACACAAGCGACCAGCUUUUUCCACGAGUCAGCGUGGACUGGAGAUGAGUUUGCCAAUCGUCAAGGACGAGUCGCAUGACCAUAUUGUCUAUGGCCUGCUAGCCUGCACUUCCCUAUUCGCACCGAUACCGACUGACCUGCUAGCCCACGAUUCCCGAUGGGCAAAGAUACCGACUAGCCUGGUGGCAAUCCCAUUGAUCCGCUCGUCCAUCAUUGACGCUGCCUCUAAGGACCAUGAAGACGAGUACGUGCAAAGCCCAUUCUGUCUUCCUUGCAAGGUUCCCGUUUCCUUCUCCGACAAAGCAGAGAGGAUGAGUAUUUGCAUCCGCAACGAAGAUUGCUAUCGUCGAUUAUGGGAUUCUGCCGGCUAUUUGGAGGGCCAAUUGGAGAGGUCCUUGAUAUUCGACUUCGGACACCCGCUGGCAACUAAGAAGGGGGGAAGCACUUUACGCCUGGAGCUGAUGUAUCCCUUCCAACCACUGUACAGCAUGUACUUUACGCUUCUGCGUGACAGCUGUCCAUAUAGUUCGAAAUCUUGUGCACCAUCCUACAUGUGGCCCGGGGGAGCAAGCUUGAAUAACCCACAUUGGUGGUCGUACCACCUCGCUCGCCCUCCCUUCCAGUCUCGCACUUUCACAGACACUGGCCCGACUUGGGACGAAAUUAUCCACAAAAAGAUCCAAAACGCGCCAAACAGCACCAUUGCAGCUGCCCUCCUAAGCUUCGAUCCAUUUCCUCAGAGUCCUAAAAGGUCGGAGCAAACAAGAAUCCUUCUGGUUGUGUCUUCUGAUCUUUCUUGCCGAGUUAAGAAUUGGGGGCCCUCCAGGGAAUUCACCUUGCAAACUCUCAUGGAUUUUGCCACACAACCAGAGCUGGCGGGCCCCAAGCUGGAGCGCAAGCGCAGAGAAGUUGAGGAUCACAAAUGGUGGACAGAGGCACGUAUUGUCUACAAACUCGUCGAUGGUAUGGAGCUGUGCCUGCGGACGUGGUGUUGA
Neurospora crassa OR74A is the source of this 2052-nucleotide messenger RNA. RefSeq lists its product as hypothetical. NCBI's taxonomy places the organism in Eukaryota, Fungi, Ascomycota, Sordariomycetes, Sordariales, Sordariaceae. The transcript has a single exon. The record is from RefSeq and is a predicted model, not a curated record. The coding region runs from base 1 to 2052 and encodes 683 amino acids.